UUGCCCCGGAGAGGCCCAUUUGCAAUUGCUGCUCUUUUUCCAUCGGCACCACUUUUGUUAUUUUAGGUUGAAGCGUUCCUUUUUCCCUUCGGGGCAGCUCCUCUGAACGCUAAGCAGAUUACUGGAGGCGUGUGAAGGACAGGGCGAGGAGGUGCCUUCUGGGGAAGAGAUUUGGCUCCAAAAUAGGACGCUAAGCGCCUUUCGCCUGUGCCCUUAAUUUGAUUACCCAGGCAGCGCCAGCGCACCAGGCGGUACCGACCGAGACGGUCUGCGGCUGGCUGCUCUCUCGGGAGAGGAGGCAGCAGUCGGGCGGCCAAAGCGAUUGUGCAAAAAAUGGAAGCGCCCGAGAAGCUGUGCGAGGAAAGAAACGCCUUUUAAUCAAGACCCAGCUUUGCCUUCGUUUCCAUGACAGUUAUUAGGUAACAGAGACAUUGAAUUGUCUCCCACAAUGCUCUGGAGGAAGGGGUGGGGGGUGGGGAAGAGGUUGCUCCAGUGACAAAGCUGCGGAGUUCUGACUGGCAGGAACUCGCCUCUCGGAGAAUUUCAAACUCCUGGAAUAUUCUGCCUUUUCUCGGCCGCCUCUUCUGCGCUCUGCCCGAAAGUGACGGGCAGGGCUGGUGCUUGCUUUCAUCCCCACCCCCCACCCCCAAAGGAAAUCUUCAGAAUCCCUCUUCUGAUUUUCGCGAGGCACAACAGGCUCCGGCGGCGCGAGGAUAUGAACAAUUUUCCAGGUGGGCUACUCAGAGGGAGUAAAGCUGAAAGACGCCCAAUCAGGCUUAGGCAACCCACAGCCUUGUCCAAAUGCCUCUCCGGCGGAUCUCGGUAAUUCCAGCGCAGGAGACGACUAGCAAUGGGAGAAGUUCCAUAGGUAAAAACAAAGAGAAGAACAGAGAAGUCGAGAAUUUCAGAAUUUGAAAAGGGAUAAGUGGAAGGAGAAAAUGUUGGGUUGGUGCCAAGCGAUAGCUCGAAAUCCUCACAGAUUCCCAAACAGCACAAGAACCCCUGAAGUCACAGGUGAUGCUACACAUAUCUCUGCCUUGAAUGAGAAAUCUCCAGGGCGCUCAACGAGUCGAUCAAGUAACAUUUCAAAGAAAUUUCCUCUUAACUGUUCCAAUCUACUAGAGAUCUUCAGAACUACAGUUUUGAGAAGUCUGCAUCAAGCAAGCAGUCCUACCACAGGGACAGCUCCCGGGAGCCAAUCACGGUUAUCUGUCUGCCCAUCUACUCAGGAUAUCUGUAGAUCUUCUACUUUGCAUGACCUAUCAGAAGAUAUGUUUGAAACGUCAAUCCAUGUCAUGGGGCUAAGUUCUGCUAGGAAAAAGCAUGUAAAAAAGGUGAAACAAGGUGUUAGGCAGAGAAAGAAGGCUGAGGAGAAUUCUGAGGAUAUAAUAAAGCAAAGAAAAGACAAGGAUGUCAAGUCACAUCCCAAGAUCACAAAUCCUCGAUGGAAUGCCUUUUGCAAAGCAACAUCCGAUUCUUCAACGUCAGAUGAAAAUUAUUGGGCCUUAGUUAGAAAAAGAGAUAGAGCCAAAAUGGUUAGGAAAAUGAGAAGACAGAACCCUUCAGAUGUUUCUACAGAUGAGCGUUGCAAUAAGAAUGCUACUGAACUUACUACUAUGGGAAUGAGUGGGGAAAAGAAGUCAGAGCCUGGAAAUUAUAAUUUAAAUAAUCCUAGGAGGAAGAUUGGAAGUUAUAAAGAAAACUCCCUCUCAUUAUCUUCUGUGUCUUCUGUGGAACCAAAUUCCUUGAGACGAUCUGGAAAACACCAGAGUAGCCGUCAGAAUCCAGAUCCCUCAGCUUACAUUAGGCAAGGCAGAACAAGUAAGGAGGACAGUGGUUCGGAGGAAAGCACAGGCAGAGAUCUUUUUACAGUUACAGGAAAUGGAACCCCUGCUGAGACAGGAACUUCUGUGACUGUGGCUGCUCGGAAACAUCCUGCGUUUUAUGAGGACUUAUCUGAGGAUUUUGAAGAAUGCAGGAUCUGUCACUGUGAGGGAGAUGAUGAAAGCCCUCUUAUCACACCAUGUCGCUGCACAGGGACCCUGCGUUUCGUUCAUCAGGCUUGUCUACAUCAGUGGAUUAAGAGCUCAGACACACGUUGCUGUGAACUCUGCAAGUAUGACUUCAUCAUGGAGACUAAACUUAAACCUCUCCGAAAGUGGGAGAAACUACAGAUGACAACAAGUGAAAGAAGAAAAAUAGUUUGCUCAGUCACAUUCCACAUUAUUGCUAUUACCUGUGUAGUUUGGUCAUUGUACGUAUUGAUAGAUCGGACUGCUGAGGAAAUUAAGCAAGGCAAUGACAAUGGAGUCCUAGAAUGGCCAUUCUGGACGAAAUUGGUUGUGGUAGCCAUUGGAUUCACUGGAGGCCUUGUCUUCAUGUAUGUGCAAUGUAAAGUCUACAUUCAGUUAUGGCGAAGGCUGAAGGCUUAUAACCGAGUAAUAUUUGUUCAGAACUGUCCAGAUACUGCCAAAAAACUAGAAGAAAAAAAUUCUUCCACCAUUCAGAACACUGAAAUUAAGGAUACUGUUGUCGUUCCAGUAUCACAGAUAGAUACAAACUUUCAGCAAACGGAAGAAACUAUUUCUGAUGUCAUGCCAGUUUGAUGAAAGUAGCAUUUCUGGGGGGAACAAAGUGAAAUGUUUCUAUUAGCUACAAGAAAAAAAAUUCAAAUCCAUGGAGUAUGUUUGAAAAAAGAACAAACAUAAAAAAAUAAAAUAGCAAGGAAAAUUGAUAAUAAGCUGCACAUUACCUCUGAAAUGUAAAUGAGAAUUUUUUUUUUCACUUUUCUUGCUAAGUACAGUUAAAAGUAGAAGUGAAGAAGAUAGAGAAACAAAAACUUCUAAUGGGCAAAUGGACAUGCCAACACUACUAUUGAUGGCUUAAAAGAACUGCAUUUGCAGAAAUUCUACUGGUGUUCUGUUUACAAGAAAAAAAAACUUUUAUGUGUAUUUGCUACUAUGGUCUUUUUGCUAAUUAUUGUAGACUUGGUUGGGGGGAGAUCAAAGCAAAUUUUUAAGGUUCUUAUAAAGGUAUGCAUCAAAGCACAAAUUAUCUGUUUGAUAAUGUGAUAUUUAAUGCUAUGGUGAUUACCCUACAACAUUUCUGUAAAAACAACCAUGCUGUUAUUAAGUAAUAAUGAAUUUUGAGUAUUUGUAAACUAGAAUAUUAGAAAUAUUUUUCUUGGUCAACAAUAGACACAGAAAUAAUUAACGGCAAAUUCCUGUUCAAUUCAAAUUGCUACAUUCAUCUGGAGCAGCAACUUAGUUUGUAAUUAUUCUUAUAUAAUCGCAUAUUAAAACAGAGAGAAUUUUCCGGCUGCCUAUAAAAUUAUUCUUCUAAAGGGUAAUUCAUUAAAUCGGAGUAUUAAGACACCAGAGUACUUUUGUUAACAAAAGGCUUUACAAUUUUCAGUAUCUAUUUAUUAGGAUGAAAAAUAUGCAAAAAUAAAAAUAAAAAUCAGAAGUUACAGUCCAAUGAUUUGUUUUAAAGAUAGCCUUGAAAAAGUCAGUGUGGACAGCACUCAAAUUAUGACAAUAUUCAGUGUGAACUUAAUUGACAACGUAUAUGCAGUAACUUCUAUACAAGAAAGAAUUUUAACAGUUAAGUAUUCAAUAGUUCAUUUGAUACUAUUAUUAAUAUAUUAAUAUAAAAUGAGGGUAAGAUGUUUAAAUUCAUAUCAAUAUAAAAAUGCAGCCUGCAGGGAUCCAAAGAAUAAUUUGGCAUCCCAUUUCAGAAGUAUUUACCCAGGAGGUUUAAAGAAAGUAAGAUAUUUACCAAAAAAUAAGUAUCUUAUUUCUAUCACUGUUAUGCUUGUUGAUUGUAUUGUGAGUUGUGCCCAAGUAAUGUGAGUUAAUAAAAGAAAAUAGUAAUAAGGGGAACUGAUGAUGAAAAGUUGCAAUUGGUGAUUUCUAAAAGAAUUAUAAUUCAUGCUGCAGAUUAAAAAAAAGUAAACUCUUUUUCCUAAGAUGAUUAUACUUGUUUGUUCCAUUGAGAAAUUGCAAAAGCAAUUAAUUUCAUUAAGAUAAAUGGGUAUUUUCUCACUGAUGUCAGUAAGUCAGAACUUGUUACCAUGAUCAGAAAUCUAGCUUGGUUGAAAAGAUAUUAACCAUAAAGUUAAUAUUGUACAAUACGAUAGAUAUGACAAGAAUUAUAAUGCUGGGAAUCUUUUGGAAAUGAAAACUGGGUAACUGAACCGUAAACUAAACAGUUCAGAUAAAAGAAAAAAAUGUGAUUAUAGUAUUUUGUGGUGUUUAGAUGAUCCCAUAAUUUAACACAGAUAAUGGGAGAGAUGGAAAAGAAGUCAGGCCACAAGCUGAAAUCAAAUUCAAACUGAGUGGUCUGCCUUUUCUUUUCUAAGUGACAUGUAGAAGAUCAAGAUAUAGUUUGGGUUAUAUUUAUAAUUUGGAGUGGUAAUUUAUGUUUUUUCUCCAACUAUAAAUAUUUAUGAUGUUACUAUGCUUUUCAUAGAAGAUCACGAUGGCAUUAAGAGCUGAAAACUGAACUUAUAUGCAACAAAAUGCACUUUCAGAAUAAUACUGCAAUGUGAAUUUCUUACCAUUCUGCUAAUGUUUCUGUCAGUUCAGGCAGUUAGUUGCCCAACUAUAUAUUUUGCAGAGCCUAUACAAUGGAGCCCAUAUAGGACAACAUUGUGUAAAAGGAUUAUCAUGCAUGUGGUAAAAGGUAAAUGACUGGUAUUCAUAUAUUUCAGAGCCAGUAAAAUACUAGAUUCAUAGAAAUGUUGGCAUGUUUAUAUAGCAUGAUGUAUUGGGAGAAAAGGUCUACGUGAUUCCCAUACCAAAAUUUAGAAAAAAAACUUAUAAUUAUGCCAGCAACAGUUUUAACCAAGAUUUGUUUUGGUUUAAUUCCAUAGAACUUAGGGAAUUAUGUUAUUUUUAAAAUCUGAUUCACUUAGAAACAAGUAUGAAGAAACAGCUUUCAGCUGUAUUUAAAAAAUUAAAUGUGUCCCACAGUUUGCAAUAUGCAAUCUUUUAUGCUGUCUUUUUUGAGUACCAGUUAAAGAAAAAGUAUGUUACAGAUAGCAGAAAAAAUGUGGAAUAUAUCGUCCUUUUAAGGAAAAAAAGCAAAUUUUUAAAUUCCAUCAUUUUUUCUUUGGUCGGUUGGUUGUUUUACUCUUAGGCAGCAUUCUGUUCAAAUUUUCCUGCUAUCUGUAUAUCUAAAAUCCUAAUAGUAUAAUUGCUACAGGUGGAAAACAAUCAGUAGCAAAAGUCAGUAUUGCAUUGUUGCACAGAUUCCCAUUUAUCUGAAAAUUAUCUCUCAAUUUCUGAAAAUUGCACUGCAAUCUAUGAUGCAAAUAUUUUAUUAUAUAUAAUCACUGGACUUGCAAGUUUGUUACUUGUUUUACCCAGUUCUCUUUGGCAAGAGCUUUUGUGGGUGAUUUGUGUAUUAAAGAGGUUCUUGGGGUGAAGAAAAAAACUAAUUGUUGUGGAACAAAUUUGUAUUUGUAAUAAACAGAUGACUCAAA
Molecule: messenger RNA, 5485 nt
Organism: Crotalus tigris (Tiger rattlesnake)
Lineage: Eukaryota; Metazoa; Chordata; Lepidosauria; Squamata; Viperidae
Gene: MARCHF1
Product: membrane associated ring-CH-type finger 1
Exons: 9
Coding region: 939-2606 (555 amino acids)
Biological process (GO): immune response; antigen processing and presentation of peptide antigen via MHC class II; protein polyubiquitination
Cellular component (GO): late endosome membrane; cytoplasm; early endosome membrane
Molecular function (GO): MHC protein binding; ubiquitin protein ligase activity; zinc ion binding
Source: RefSeq, a predicted model, not a curated record